AUUUUAGUUGUUGAAUACAAUUCGUCGAGCGAAGACGGAGUAACGGUCACAUCAGAAAUUUAAAAAAAUAAACAAUGUGUUAAGAAAAAUAUUAACAAAAGUUAAUGUGAAUAAUAAAAGCUUGACGUUUUAACUUAAAAUCGACAAUAAUAAUAAAUAUUUGUUUUACAACUAUUAUUUACUUACUUAACUUAAUAAAUCCAUUAACUAUUUCUAAAUUGGUGCCUAUUCAUAGACAUACAAAUUUGAGUAUAAAAAAUAUUUUAAAUAAAAAGCUAUAAGAAAUCAAACACAAUCAAACAAUAACUAUUAUUAAGUCCACCAUGAGUUUUACGCGACAAUUGUCGGAAAUGAGUGCCAGUGAAUUGAACGAUGCCAUCGAUGAUACCAAUUUUCCACAAGCUCAUGUCCUUUCACGUGGCCGUAACAAUAGUGUUUGUUCAACAAGUAGCACUUCAGGCACUUCUUCUCUAAUGGACCGCAAUCUAUCGCAGACCGAUGAAGUUAUAAGUGGAAAUGCGAAUGUUCCAACAACAAAUGUUGCUUCAAUUGUUGGCAGCAAUAAUAGUACUGUCGCUGACAAUAAUGCUGUUGUCAGUGACAUUCCCAUAACCACUAAGACAAACACUAAUCGGCCAAAACUGAUUUUAAAAACAAACGGUAUAAACAAUGAAAAUGAAACAACUAGAUCGCCUAUGACUCCAAUGACACCAAGGACUUCUACAACACCAGGCCACGAAAACUGUACCUUCCACCAUGAUCUUGAAUUAGAUCACAAACCACCUACAAGAGAAGCUCUAUUACCUGAUAUGGCCCGAUCAUAUCGUUUACUUUUAGGUGGUUUGGGAGAAAAUCCUGAUCGUCAGGGUCUAAUUAAAACACCCGAAAGGGCAGCGAAGGCAAUGCUUUUUUUCACUAAAGGUUAUGACCAAAGCUUAGAAGAUGUGCUAAAUGGUGCGGUGUUUGAUGAAGAUCACGAUGAAAUGGUUGUUGUUAAGGAUAUCGAAAUGUUUUCUAUGUGUGAACAUCAUUUAGUGCCCUUUUAUGGUAAGGUGUCUAUUGGCUACUUGCCUUGCAACAAAAUCUUGGGACUAAGUAAAUUGGCAAGAAUUGUGGAAAUCUUCUCUAGACGUUUACAGGUUCAAGAAAGGUUAACUAAGCAAAUAGCUGUUGCCGUAACACAAGCUGUUCAGCCAGCUGGUGUGGCAGUAGUUGUAGAAGGAGUGCAUAUGUGUAUGGUUAUGCGAGGUGUACAAAAGAUCAACAGUAAAACUGUGACAUCUACAAUGUUGGGAGUUUUCCGAGAUGAUCCUAAAACGCGAGAGGAAUUUUUAAAUUUAGUUAAUAGCAAAUAAAGCUUUAAUUAAAAAUAAGUUGACAGAAUGACAUUAAUUGAACAAGUACUUUAACAAUCAUUUUAAGAAAGAACAAUGUAUAAACACGUAUUUAAACACACACAUACACACAUAAUUACAAAAUAUUAUAAAUAAGGCAUAUAAACAAUAAUAUACAUACAUACAUUUGUAUAUUGUAAUAAUUUUUGCUAAUAUCAAAAAUACCAUAGCAAGACCUUGAAGAGCGUGAACUAUUCUACAUUUUUUUGCGAUUGAUACCUUUCCAAAUGCGAUGAAGUUUAUAUAAAUAUUAUAAUCUUUCUAAAUGAGCAAAAUUUAAUAUUUAUUUUGCAUAACAAGUUUUUUUUACACUUUAUUAUAGAAAGGAUUUUUCUGUACAAUAAUAUUAAGAAAUUUCCAAUACAUCGCGAUAAUAUAGCAUAUUUUAGACAAAAGGUGUCACUUUGUAUGAACAGUUUUCAAAAUUAUUUUAGUAAAAUAACAAAUUUUAGAAAUUGCUUCUUAAAAAUAGGUUUUUAUUAUUAGGACAGUAUUGGCAAUAAAGGAGUACUGUGGUAUUUUACCGACCAAAAAUAGCUCAAUUUUAAAUUUGAAUAUACAUAUGUAUGUUGAUAUGUAUAAAUACUUACAUAUGUAAUACUAUAUUAAAUACAUACAUAUAAUAUUUAACAUAUGUUCAUACAUACAAGUGUACGUUUAUGGAAAAAAUCUGAAAUGAACCCCUUAUUCAGUACGGAAAGUAUGAAAAGUACUCAAAAAAUAUUUAAUAAUUUAUUAAUUUUCAUACAAGUUUUGAAAAUAAAAUUUCCGUCCGAGAUACUGGGCACGGAGGUUAAAUACAUAUACAAAAGCUUAAUAUAAAUUUAUAAAGAAUAUUUUUGGAAAUACAUAUAUUUAUAUAACUACUAUGUAUAUAAAAAAACAUAGUUAUACAAAAAGAUGUAUAAAAUUGAAAAUACAUUUAAAAAAAAUUAACGGUUAGUAAUUCAUAAUUUAUUGUAUAAAAACUGGGUCCAAGCAAGCACUGUUACAUAGUAUAAUUAUACAAAGUAAAAUAUAAUUUUAUUGUUAAAAAUCCAUUGUUAUCUUUGGACUUUAAAUAAAAUAUACAUUUGUAUUUCUUUUUAACUUUUGAAUACUCAUUUUUUCUAGACUAUUUAAUAAAUAUAUUUAUUCGUAGUAACUUAUAGAAAAUUUAUAUUGUGCAAAAGUCCAGAGAUGUCCAUAAAUAUGCUUUAAGAUAAUAUUGUUCUUUAAAUUAAUUUUUUAUAUUUGGUUUUUUGUUUAGUUAGAUUGUUUUUUAUUUAUAUGGUGACUGGGUAUAUUUAAGAAAAUAAUCUAUUAUUAUGAUAUUAUAUUUUAUUAACUUAAUAUUGUAUAUGAUUUUGGUAUAUCACUAACUAAAACACAACUUAUAUCCUAUAUAUAAUGAAUGUUAUUAUUCUUUAUUGUUAUUUUAAUAUAUACAAACAUAAGUUUAUAUUACAAAUUGUCAAAAAUGUAAACGUUUUAGGGAAUUUACAAUGAAACGAAUUUUUUAAAUUACUAUAUAUACUAUAUACGUUAUACUUUUUUGCUUUAACGAAAAAAUUACACAAAAGUGGAAAAAAAACUGAUGUCUUCACUUUUUCCAUGAUUAUUAUGUACACCGCAAAAUGAGUAAUAUGUUUAUAGAUUGUACAGGUAAAAAAAUAUAUAAAAUCAAAAUUUAUUAAAUAUCAAUAUUGCAUAUACAUAUAAUAUUUACAUACAUACUUAUUUUUAAAUAAAUAAUCAUAUUUGUUGAAAAUUUU
Molecule: messenger RNA, 3148 nt
Organism: Lucilia cuprina (Australian sheep blowfly)
Lineage: Eukaryota; Metazoa; Arthropoda; Insecta; Diptera; Calliphoridae
Gene: Pu
Product: GTP cyclohydrolase 1
Exons: 5
Coding region: 324-1355 (343 amino acids)
Biological process (GO): tetrahydrobiopterin biosynthetic process; tetrahydrofolate biosynthetic process
Cellular component (GO): cytoplasm
Molecular function (GO): GTP binding; GTP cyclohydrolase I activity; zinc ion binding
Source: RefSeq, a predicted model, not a curated record